GCAAAUUUUAUUUGAUAUUUACAAAGAGGUUCACAUUCUUUACGUGGACCAUACUCCACAGCUGAUUUAUUAAGGAUAUAUAUAACAUGACUUAAAAGCCAAGAUCUGUCCAAAAUCCUUAUGGAAUCAAAAUAUAUCACUGAUAUACUUGUCCCCUGAAAACCACUUAGUAUAGCGGAGGUGGGUAUGUGAUUUCCUCCAUGUUCACUCAUUCAUUCAUUUGUUCCUUCAUUCAAUAAACGUAUUCAUGACCAACUCACAGCAAACAAGGUGUUAGCUCUGAGACAACAGUGAUUAACAGGACAGACAUAAUCCUUGCCCUUAAAAGGGUCAUAUUCUAGUGGGGAAGACAGAUUUUAAAACCCAAUAUAUAAAAUAUUUUUAAAUCGUGUUAUGAAGGAAAUAGCCAAGGUGCUAAGUUAGUAGGGGGUGGGGGUUGGAAGGAGCAAUUUCUGUAGGCUGCGAUAGAAAGGAUGAAAAAGUACCAGCUACGUGAAAAACGGCAAAGGUGGGGUGUUUUCUUCCUAUCUGUCGUCUACCUUCUAAAGUGAAAAUUUAACUCUCCAGCCGGAUAUAGCGGCUAAAGAAUAUGGUACUCCACUUCUCUGGUGGUAUAUCUAUGCACAGUGUAACUAUACAUAUACUUCACAAAAUGUGUGCAGUGUAGUUACGGCAAAGGACACAAAUGCCGAGUAACAUUCUUUACACGGUGAAUUACUAUUUUAUAUGAAGGUUCCUUCCCGUGAGUGGAUUUCACUGUGAGUCUUAGUGCCAGGAAGGGACUUCAGAGGCAUGAAACGGAAUCCCCAAUCUUAGUACACGAACACAGCGUUGACUUCUCAGGAUGAGUCGGACACACCAAGAUCUGCAAGUCAGAAAGUAACAUGCAAGGAGAUGUGUUCCAAGGGGCCUAACUCUCGUAGGCGGUCAUGAGAUCUCUGCUGCUCUAAAAUCUGGACUCCAUCACCCCUCUGCCCAGCUCCGGACGAAACAGGUUGACCAAAUGUAAACCAUCUGAAGGCUAAACCACUAGAGGGAGAAAGUGUGCCUCUGGUGACUGGGGAGCCAAUGAAAGGAUAGGAUUCAAGAAAGCUAAAUUAAGCUCUAGCCAGCCAGGGGCAAGGACUAAGUCAACCCUGGUAGCCUUGGGAACUUGAGCAUGAAUUCUUAAAACUGAAUGGCUCCUCUUACACCAAAUAAUGCAACAAGUAUGAAGAUAUUUCAUCUUAAUUUUGAAUGUUGUACUCCAUAUUUCCUAAGGACCUCUAUAACUUUGGAAAGACUGUAGCAUGUAAGCUGAGCUUUCAAGAAGGGUUUCUGACAAUUUUGAGACAUUACGUUAUCCUUUAUAUAUUGGCAAUUUACAUAUUAUGGGCAAUAUUUCAAUGUUUUCAGGUAAUUUAAGAUACAAAGCUUUGCUGUCUAUUGGGAUGAACAGGAUAAUUUGAGAGUUCUGUUUCUAAACUAUUACUUCAGGAAAAUUAAUUUUAUUCAGAUAACUGGCAGGUCAAAAAAAUUCCUUUACCAAUACAUCACCCGCAGAAACUGUACCUUCAAAAAACAAGCAUCAGACAGUUGUUACAACCUGUAAAAAUAGGAUUACCCUUAGCUCCAGAUCCACUGCCUUAGUGGAUCUGUCCAUUGAAACCUGGUUAAUCUUAUUUGCUGUACAGCACUGUAAUUUUCCAUAAUUAAAAAUAAAACAAAGCCAACUGGUACAACUGUUUAAUCAAUACAAUGUAUGGCAUACACUUUUACAAAGUAACUCACUAUAAAAUUUACACAUAGUAUUAUACAAGUUAUAUCACAUCCUCUUAGUGUGUACCAAGGUGCAUGAAUUCUUUCCUUACACCAAAAGCUAAAGAAAUUACCCCAAGUCUCCCGGACACAGACUGGUGUUUAAAAGAUAGUCGACGAUUUUGUUUUCAAUGGAUCAUUUCACUCUCCUCAGCAGGAAAAAACAAACACCAGCAACUAUUUCUGGGAUUCUUAAAAAUAGCAGGAGCACAGUGCCUGUUCCUCUCCUCUCUGAGCACUGAUUUGCCUCACAAUCUGGGAUACGGGUUCUCAGAAACGCUGUUUGGCAGUCCUGAUAAUUUCAUGUGUUUCCAAAGUUUAAUCCACCCAGACUACCCAGUUCGGUAUUUCCAGCUCCUUUCAUUUUCCUUUUCCCUUUAAUUAUAGGAGGCUCUAUCCCCUCUUCUCGCAAAUGUGGUGGAGAGACACCCAACGCCACCACGCGCGGCCAGACGACACCGCGGCUUCCCCGGGGCGGCCCGCAGCAGCUCCUCCCGGAUGAAGGCGCCGCGAUGGGAGACCCGGCCGGGCCGGCCCGCGCGCUCGGCGACGCUCGGGACCCUCGGCCGCAGCCCUGACUCCGCGGGAGGCGGCCCUGCCCGGGGAGGCAAAAAGCACUGCACUUUGACUAUGGAAACAGAGGCUAUUGAUGGCUAUAUCACAUCAGGUGACAAUGAGCUUUCACCUGAAAGGGAGCACUCCAAUAUGGCAAUUGACCUCACCUCAAGCACACCCAAUGGACAGCAUGCCUCACCAAGUCACAUGACAAGCACAAAUUCAGUAAAGCUAGAAAUGCAAAGUGAUGAAGAGUGUGACAGGAAACCCCUGAGCCGUGAAGAUGAGAUCAGGGGCCAUGAUGAGGGUAGCAGCCUAGAAGAGCCCCUAAUUGAGAGCAGCGAGGUGGCCGACAACAGGAAAGUCCAGGAGCUUCAAGGCGAGGGAGGAAUCCGGCUUCCGAAUGGUAAACUGAAAUGUGACGUCUGUGGCAUGGUUUGCAUUGGGCCCAAUGUGCUUAUGGUACAUAAAAGGAGUCACACUGGGGAACGCCCCUUUCACUGUAACCAGUGUGGAGCUUCUUUUACUCAAAAGGGUAACCUUCUGAGACACAUAAAGUUACACUCUGGAGAGAAGCCCUUCAAAUGUCCUUUCUGUAGCUACGCUUGUAGACGAAGGGACGCCCUCACAGGACACCUCAGGACCCACUCGGUGGGUAAACCUCACAAGUGCAACUACUGUGGACGGAGCUACAAGCAGCGCAGUUCACUGGAGGAGCACAAGGAACGCUGCCACAACUAUCUCCAGAAUGUAGGCAUGGAGGCUGCCGGGCAGGUCAUGAGUCACCAUGUACCUCCUAUGGAAGAUUGUAAGGAACAAGAGCCUAUUAUGGACAACAAUAUUUCUAUGGUGCCUUUUGAGAGACCUGCUGUCAUAGAGAAGCUCACGGGGAAUAUGGGAAAACGUAAAAGCUCCACUCCACAAAAGUUUGUGGGGGAAAAGCUCAUGCGAUUCAGCUACCCAGAUAUUCACUUUGAUAUGAACUUAACAUAUGAGAAGGAGGCUGAGCUGAUGCAGUCUCACAUGAUGGACCAAGCCAUCAACAAUGCAAUCACCUACCUUGGAGCUGAGGCCCUUCACCCUCUGAUGCAGCACCCGCCAAGCACAAUCGCUGAGGUGGCCCCAGUUAUAAGCUCAGCUUAUUCUCAGGUCUAUCAUCCAAAUAGGAUAGAAAGACCCAUCAGCAGGGAAACCUCUGAUAGUCAUGAAAACAACGUGGAUGGCCCCAUCUCUCUCAUCAGACCAAAGAGUCGACCCCAGGAAAGAGAAGCCUCUCCCAGCAAUAGCUGCCUGGAUUCUACUGACUCAGAAAGCAGCCAUGAUGACCACCAGUCCUACCAAGGAAACCCUGCCUUAAAUCCCAAGAGGAAACAAAGCCCAGCUUACAUGAAGGAGGAUGUCAAGGCCUUGGAUACCACCAAGGCUCCCAAGGGCUCUCUGAAAGACAUCUAUAAGGUUUUCAAUGGAGAAGGAGAACAGAUAAGGGCCUUCAAAUGCGAGCACUGCCGAGUCCUUUUCCUAGACCAUGUCAUGUACACCAUUCACAUGGGUUGCCAUGGCUACCGGGACCCACUGGAAUGCAACAUCUGUGGCUAUAGAAGCCAGGACCGUUACGAGUUUUCAUCACACAUUGUUCGAGGGGAGCACACAUUCCACUAGGCCUUUUCAUUCCAAAGGGGACCCCUAUGAAGUAAAGAACUGCACAUGAAGAAAUACUGCACUUACAAUCCCACCAUCCCUCGGAUGUUGGCAACGUUUUUUUUUAAAUAUUAUUACUGUCAGUUCUUAUUCUGGGGACAUAGUGUCAUUUGCUCUACCUAAUUACGAUAAAGAAGAAACAGAAGAGAGGGGAUGGGGAUAUUGUUUCCUGAUAACUUGGCUUGUUUUAUUUUGUGGGAAUUUAAAGCAGUUCAUUUCUACCACACACAAGUGUAAAGCAUAUCAUGGUUUGCAAAAUCACUUGAUUCAUAUAGAUUCACCUGAAAUACUCUAAUUUGCCACUGAUGUUCAGGAUUAUGGUUGAAGGCAGGAAUUUAGAGUUAUCUGGGUAGGACUUUGGCAAUUUAAAGUGGUAUAAGUAAUUUUACUCUUCAGAGAAGAACUUGCUUCAAAAUGUAAACCAGUUUUUUGUUCUUAGAGAUCAUGGAAUACAAACACAUUGUUAUUUAACUCCUAGGAUGAAUUGAGUUGUUGUGGGUUCUAUGUUUACUUCCCCUAUGGAAUUUAUAAUUCAGUAUGUUUUACACUGUACCAUAUAGCAAAACUUUUAAACUACAGGAGGUUAAGGACCACUAUAAUACAUCUGAGGUCCUUUGAUCUUAUUUUUCUAAACUUAAGCACUGUUUUUCCAUAGUUUUGAUGACUGGCAUUUUAUAGAUACCCUGGCAGCCUUACUUUUAACACCUUUAACAAAUGGUAUUUUUAUGUAGUUUUCUGAAUAACAUAUGGUCUAAGAGUGGAUAGCAGGCAGUCAGUAAUUUCCAGGAGGGACUUCUACUUUUCAUAAAUUUGUUUGGGAAUUUUUUUUGAUGUUAUAAUGAGAUGGCAGCAUAGUAUACAUCCUUGUUUCAAAAAGUAUGCUUAUGAUUGUCAUUUUAUCCACAUUGAAUCAGUAUUAAUCAGUCAGCAAAAAAAAAAAGUAUAUAUAUAUGUAUAAAAUUAGGUUAACAGUAGGGGAAAACUUCACUUAGAAAUCCAUUUUCUGGUAUUCUCUUUUCACUGUUUGUUUCAAGCUGUGACCACUCAGUGUUCUGUCCAUAGUCCAUUCCUCUUGUACUGUUGGAGUAGAAGGUCUUAAAGGUCUUGCUAGGCGCUACUUCUUUCACAAUAUCCUCAGAGCAAUUGCUAAUUUGACCUGAAUGUGGUAACUUACACCCUGUAAGAUUGUUGAACUAGGGCUAUUUAUUCUAGUAUUUCUUGAGUAAUAUUUACUACUAUUGCUGCAGAGAAAAGGGAACUUCUUCGUAAACUGUACUGUGGACUACUGAUCAGAGAAAGCAACAACAGAGUUUGCUCUUACUGUUUUGGAGUCUAAAAUGUGACAGAACCUUUAAGCAGAGGUCCUGCACAUUUUCAUAUUUCAACAACAUUUGACUGUAUAGGUCCUUCUCAUAAAUGAAUUUCAGUGUCUUAGUAUAGAAUUUGCCAUCUUUUAAUUCAGACAUGACAUGUUUUCAUAUUUCCUGUGUAGAUUUUAAUUCCCUUCAUGUGGGUGCUCUUAUUCUGUGCAGUCCAGCAACAUUGCAAGGGAGGAACCAAGCGAUACCGAUUCUCAAGUCGUUAGGCGGGGCACGCUUCUAAGGUAGAACUUGCUGCUUGUGUUUUGAAAAAACAUGACUGGAUUGUUUGAUAGCCACUUGUGACUAUUGAAUUCUAUUAAGUAGUAAUUAAUAACUGCUCUAAAAAUCAUUAAAUAAGAUCAGAAGCUGUUUGUGGAGCAUGAUAUGAGAAGUAUCAAGUCUAGAGACCCAUGGACAGAUAAGCAAGUUGGCCCCAGUACUGCUCUUAAUUCAUUUUUCUGGUUUACCAUUUGCUUAUUGAAGCAACUGCUAAGCACUAACACAGCUAGAAUGAAGUAAAAAUAGUUAGGAAUCAGCGCUCUCUUACUAGUCCCUAUCAUGAUUAUUUUUGGAGAAAUGUCCAAACUGUUUCUUUACAUCCAAGAGAACACACCAAACAAAAAUGUAUAAAAUGUCCACUGUUAGUUUUUCCUGCAUGCCUUAGCACAUUACACACUCACAGUUUAUUCAAAGAGAAAGCAUCUGUUUGAGACUUCCUCACCUCUACCUACUUACUCUAAUCCCUCCCAAAUUGUAAUUGAAAUGACAUUUCUUUCUUUCCUCUUGGAUGAGGUAAAUCAUUCUGAGCUCCUGAUCUUGUGUUUUGCUGCAGUUUUUUUUAUGGAAGCAUUUGGAUGCUAAUCAAUAUAUUCAUAAUUUUGGCCAUGUGUGAAUAUGCAUGAAUUUCCACUGGCACCAUCAAUGGAUGGUUUUCCUCUUUUUUUUUCCCUCCCACUCCAGCAUACAGUUUAUCACAGGCCUACUAUCCUGCAGUGAGACUGAGUUCAGGUGGAUCUGAAGAGCUGUGUGGUCCUCUGUGAAGACAGUACUGAUGCGCUGUCCUUUUCUGACUUCAUCGUGUUGAGCAACUUAGUUUACUGAAGGGAGUUCAUAGAUGGUGAGGAUGUAUUUAUAAGGAUAUAGCUAUAUUUUCUUGGCUUCAUGGUAUGAGGAACAGAAAGACUUGGUGGGGCAGGGUGUGCCAGGGACAAAUGAGGACAAGGUCAGUUCACAUUUGUAGGUUAGAAAGAAUUUUUGUGGACAUAGUGAUUUGUAAAAAGCUCUGGAUGGCUAUAUUUGCAUGCUUCUUCACAAAAGGAAGUAUGCAGCGUGGUAGCUCCUAUAAAUAAGUAUGAGGGUCAGGCACCAAAUAAAUCAAGCUUUACAUAACAGUUGUAUGCCCAGUUUAUUUAGAUGAGCUUUCACAGUAGAGAGAGUAUUUGAGGGGCAUAAAAAUGGGUUAUCCUCUGUAGUUUCCAGUUUGGCAAAAAUUCAGAAAUUCAUCACAUUGCUUUGCCCUAAUUUUGCCCAGAUUUUUUUAUCUCCAGUUCUUUUUGGAGAAGUAUGCUGCCUCUCUGUGAUAAUGAAGAAUCUUUAAAAGCCAUUCUAAACAUGAUUUUUUAAAUAGUGAAAGUGUCCAGGGAGGAUGCAGAUUGGAAGAAAGAGAUUUGAAGUGUUGAAACAUUCCAUUAAGAAUUUUCUGGAGGGAAAAAAAAUAGGAGAAUGAAAGCAGUGAGUUCUGAUUGGAGACAAAGCAGGAAGCAUCUGUCCUAUGUACAUAUGGCAGUUGUAUGUAUGAGUCACAGUGUGUACAUGUGUAUCACAGUCUUUUAAAGAAAAUUCAUGAAAAGAAUCAAUCAGAGUUAUCAGAUGUGUUACAGGAACAGAGAGUUAAAUUUAUAGUUGGAUUUACUUUCCACAUUGUAGUAAGAAAUACUAAGGAAGUUACUAGUGUAUCGUUAAGACUGAUGACAAUUAUUAAACUUAAAUCUUGGCUCUUUAUUUCCAGAGCAAAAUGAAAAUGAAAGAUUUUAAGCCAACUGAUAAAAACUUAACUGCAAAAUUCUUUUUUGAGCAGGAAAGAAACACAGAAAGAAAUUCAGCAAACUAGUUGGCAAAAAGAGAAAGAAAUUUUCGUGAGCUUUAUUUAUACUUUUUGUAUUUCAGCUACACACCUCACAAGAGCAUGAAGUCUUUAUGUUUUGUAAAUGUUUACCAAAAUUUACCUCAGAGAAGGCAUUAAGAUGAAAAUUAUGUUUUAAAUAUUUUCUAAACCUUAUUUUAUCCUAUCUCCAAAAUGAUAGUGUAGAAAAAGAGCAGAAGAGGCUAUAAAAAUACAAACAAAAAUUGUAUCCCCCUCAACACAGAACAUAAGACUGUAAGAGGUACUAACUCUAAUAUUUUCAACUGUUCAUUUUUAAAAAGUGAUUUGUGAUUUUCUUAAGUUGUAUUUUAUGUAUUAUUUAAAUAAGUACUAUUUGUAUGAUUAUUCUACAGCAGAAAAUUCUCCAACUCCAAAAGAAAAAAAAGUGAGGGGUGAAAUUGAAGUUUGUAUAUACAAGUUAUUUUAGAAAUAGUUUUAAUCCUUCCAGUUUCUGCAAGAUAAUUAAAAUAUACAGUAACUGGUCUCUUAAAAUCUUGAACUUAAGUGUAUUUAACCCUUUUUUAAAAAGUUUAUAUUGGUGCCUUUUUAAAAUGCAUUGAGAGUGUUGCUUAGCUGGGUUUUUUUUUUUUUUUUUAGCUCUACAACACUUUUACUGUGUAUUUUUAAAAAUCACUUAAAAUUGAGUACUAUGUAAUUCAUCUUUGUGUUUUUAGGAUGAAACUGCAAAAGCAAUUUCUAGUACAGAAACUCUCAGCUCCACUGUUAAAAGGAAAUUUUGAAACCAGAUUUUAGUAUCUUUUUAGUUAGUAUUUCUGAAUACCAUUACAAAAUUAAACAGGUAAAAUAUAGUGUGAAAUUGUAACUGUGAAUUGAAUUAUGGCAUAUGCUUUUGUAUUGUUCUUAAGGAAGAAUAAGUUCUGUGUCACACAAGGGUUUAUUAGUAGAUUAUUAAUUUUGGGGAGAGUAACUUAACAGUAUUGCUUUGGAUUUCUACCCCCAGACUAGUGUUAUUCUACUUUUGGAACAUCUAUUUUCUAAUCUGUUACUGUUUCAUGAAAUAAUGAUUAAAAAGCAGGUAAUUAAUUCUCCUUAAACAAAACAAAAUGAAACAAAACUGAACAGUCGUAUCACGUUGCUAUUCUCCAAAGCAUAAUCUCAAAUGGUUUUAUAUCAUAGCUGUGUAUUACUUGCAAUGGAUGUGUUAGGAUAGGACAGCUUUAAAAAAAAAAAAAAAAGCUGCUGGUUAUAUAAAGCAAAUGUCAUAUGACCAAGAAGCUGUGAUAUGCUAGUAUUUCUUUUUCUCAUAGUGUAUUGCUAGGCCAAAUAAUGACACCUUGAAUAUUUUUUACAUUUAUUGCAGAGACCUAAAUUUUUGGAACUUCUCUAAGGUUUUUAUAUAACAUUCUGUUUCUAGCUUUUUAGUCUUAUUUUGCUGUACUGUAAGUUUGUGGAUAUUUUCACAUGCACUCUUAGAAAUAAGUUCACAUUUAUGUUUAUUGGGUUUAUCUCCCAUAACAUUGCAUUUGUACAUUUUCUGUAUAAAUUUGUUGUGAAUUACCCUUUAUCCCAAACAGAGAGUGGUACAUCAAUGACUAGUUUUCUAAGAUGUCCUUUUUAGUGUGAAUAAAAUAUAAAAUUUAGAGGCCCUGUGCUAAAUCACAUAAAGUAUGGCACAUAGCUUCAUGUAGGUACAAAUAAAACCAGUUUGCAGUGAACUGGGCCUUCAGAUUACCUCAAGUGACACAGUAAGAAGCACUUCUUGGACAGGUGAAGGUCACCAAAUCCCCUACUAUGCACUUAGCAGGAUUUCACAUAACUUAAUCUACUGGAAAUGGAUUUUUAAAACAAAAACAAGUACACUGUAACAAGAGAAGGAAUCCAGUUUUGUUUUUUGUUAUUUUCUUAGAGUAGCUCCAUUUCUGAAACUGUGAUUUAACACAUUUGACCCUCAAGCACUCUUGGAUCUUGAGCAUAAAUCAUUUCUCCUUACAUGUAACUCCCCAGCACCUCUUUCUUUCCUCUCUGUUCAUCUCCCUUCCAUCCUCAUCUCUGGAAGUCUUUACCUCUCUUCCCUCCUUCUAGUUUGAGGAUUAAAUAAGGUCAGCUCUAACUUGCAAUUCAUCAAUCUCUUAAGUCUUAAUUUUUGGUGAUUUUUGUUGCUGUAUAAUCUGGUAUAUUUUUAUACUCAAGUGUAGUUUUAUAUUAAAGAGAAAAGUGGUCAGAUUGAAAAUAGUAAGCUGCAUAACCCUUGUGUAACUUUCACUCUUAAGUAUUGGGUACCUAAAACACGGCUCCAGAUGUUUGCCUUCCUUUUUUGUUGAAUUUUACAUUCUUGUUUGGCUUUUCUCUGAAAAUGUAAAUCAUGAGAGACUAGAUGAUUUUUUGUAAGUUUUUAGAAAGAUGUUAAAAACAUAAAAUGAAGAGUCUUAACUUUCUCCCAGUUGGGAGAAAAGUGCUUUAACAUUACUAUAAUAAUAUUCCAGGUUCAGAGGGGGUCCCAGGCCCCAUAAUUGCUCUUAAUAGUUGGACCUUUUAGACCAUGUGUUAUUUGCAACCUCAGAAUGAUUGCUCCUGCUUUUUAGUUAAAAAGGGUAUUCUCUUUUUGUACAAGUGCAAUACUCCCCUUGAAGUCUUAAAAAGUAUGGUGAUGUUUUCUUCUUUUCCGACCUAGUCUUUCUUUUGUUAAUCACUCACACACACACACACACACACACACACACACACACACACACACACACACACUCUACCUUGGAAAUCAGAGCCUUUUAAAAGGACACAACAAGCAAAGAGAGAAACACUUAACAAUCAAAAGAUGAGAGAGUGUAGAAACCACUGGUAUGACCUCAUGGUCUUUAGUUAGGCUAAAUUUCCAUUGAAAUUAGUUAUCCUUUGCCUCAGAAAUGUAUCUUAAUGUCGAAAUUCUGGAAGACUGCAUUUUCCUCUUAGAUCUUUAACUAAUGCUCUAAGUGAAGAAACUAAUAUUUAGUAUCUUUAUUCAUUUCUCUCAUUUUGGAAAUGAACUUUUAAAUAAAAACAAAGCACUUAGGUCAAUUUUAAACACAUAUCACCUGUUGGAGAUAAAAAUUUUUAAAUAUUUAGAGCAUCCCUGUUUUCAUAACAAGUUUAAGAGGUAUUUUUCAUAUCAUACAUAUUUAUAUGUAGUAUGCUGGUUUUCUUUUUUUUAUACCUAUGUUCCUGUAGUAAAACUGCUGUAAUGUAAAUAUAUGUUUUGUUUAAAAAAAAUAACAUUUCUUCAGCAUUUCUUUGAAAGGCAGUUACUGCUUUGUACAGUUUAUGUCCUGGCCAUUUAAAAUAUUUUUUCUUUAACAAUACCAAAGGUGAUUAGACUAUUUUAAAGACUAAUUGCUUGUCAGUUCUUAGGAUGUUUUGAGUUUUAGAAGCAAAAUGAAAAAAAGGUCAAACCAGUAAACCUCAUUUUUUUCAAACUAAUAAUUUGAGGAGAUACAAACUAUUGUUUAAAAAAGAAAGCAUAUAUAUAUAUAUAUAAAUAUAAAUGUAUGUAAAAUUAAAAUUCCAGACCUUGUAUGUCAGGUUUGCUCAGUGUAAUGUAGUUUUUUUAAGGCUCAAAUACCAUACCUCAGAAAAUGGGGUUUACUAUGGAAAUACUGAAACAGUCUUUGCAGGUUGGUGGCAAGUCACUCUGCUACAUACUGAUUGGGAGACCUUGGCUAAACCGUUUAUCACUGCAGACUGAAAUGUGGGACUUGUAUUUUGUUUUUAAUGCACACACAUACAUGCUCUGUGCAUAUAUGUGGGUACUGUGUAUAUGUGUAUGAGUGUUGUACAUGCAUGUGUGAGUGUGUGUCUGUGUGUGUGUACACUAAAGAAGCUGCAGAAACUUUGUAAUACUUUGUGAAAAGGAUUAUAUUAUAAAGGUUUGUACUGUCUUGAGUGCACAGCUACUGGAAUAAAUUUAGGGAAUCUCAGGAACAAGCAUAUAAUUUGUCCAAGAUUUAUUUCUUCUCAGAAGUGUAAGUGCAGUUUUUAAUUCUGUAUAUUAUUUAAUAUUUUACCAAUAAAAUAAACUUCUGACAAAACAAAAGUUUGCUAUAAAAA
Molecule: messenger RNA, 11592 nt
Organism: Chinchilla lanigera (long-tailed chinchilla)
Lineage: Eukaryota; Metazoa; Chordata; Mammalia; Rodentia; Chinchillidae
Gene: Ikzf2
Product: IKAROS family zinc finger 2 (Helios)
Exons: 8
Coding region: 2296-4011 (571 amino acids)
Biological process (GO): regulation of transcription by RNA polymerase II
Molecular function (GO): DNA-binding transcription factor activity; RNA polymerase II cis-regulatory region sequence-specific DNA binding
Source: RefSeq, a predicted model, not a curated record